Messenger RNA from Xyrichtys novacula (pearly razorfish), 8438 nucleotides. The record is from the annotation of a GenBank genome assembly. NCBI's taxonomy places the organism in Eukaryota, Metazoa, Chordata, Actinopteri, Labriformes, Labridae.
CCUGGAUCCCGCCCUCCUGGUCAGGGGUUGGUCAGGGAAAUCCUACUCUCGCGCGUGGAUUGGUCGGCUCUCCUCUAGAAGGGGCAAAAUAGCCUCUCUUCACAGACACAAUAAAGUUUGGAGCUGGACGCUUGGAGGCAGACAGUAGGCGCAAAAGCAAACCGCUGUGCGUCGUUGCUGCUGUGGACUUAUCAACGGGAGACAACGCGAGGGGGACUGACGGAUUACCAAGACGCUUUGAUAUCACUGCGCAGGCUUAGGAUGGUUUGAGCCGUGCCACGCGCUUUUAUUUACGCACACACUAUCGCAGGUUUUCGCAUUUCAGGAUUUUUUCCAUGCCUCAGACUUGGAUACUAUAGCGUUCACUACGCACGCGCUCCACUUUGAAAACGUGCCGCGGUUUCCAGGGGCGACCAAACCUAACUUUACGCGAGGAGGAGUGUUUCAACUGUGCCAGAAUUUCACGAAAGGGACACCCGCGCUGAGAGUCGCGGUGUUACACUACACGGGAUGAUGGUGUCACUGUGCGGGGCAGCUCUGCUUCUCCUGUCCGGGCUGGUGGCUCCCCUCCUCGGGGUCCGGGCUUUCGGUGACGAAGUGGAGGAAAUGACCUGCGACCCGAUCCGCAUCAGUAUGUGUCAGGGUCUGGGCUAUAACGUUACCAAGAUGCCCAACUUGGUCGGCAACGUGCUGCAGUCGGACGCGGAGCUGCAGCUGACCACGUUCACGCCGCUCAUACAGUACGGCUGCUCCAGCCAACUCAAGGUAAAGCAGUGGUGGAGUGUGGUGUGGAGUGUGACACACUUACUGACUGCAUUCUGAUGUUAGAAUAGAUCAGGCUGUGUGAUAUUAAAAGGCUGGAACAUGCGUAAAUUUAGGAACACUGAUCCUGGACUCUAAAGGCCUGGGCCCAGAUAGUCUGCUAUAUUUAUGAGUUUGUGUGUGUGUGUGAGUGGGGUUAGGUAGGAACAGUGUGGUCCCAGAGCACAUGACAGAGAGCUACUGGCAAUAGUUGAACAGUUCAGACUGAUGGUGCCCUUGAUAAUGAGCAGCAUAAUAUAGUGGGGGACUGACCUCCAGAGAGUUAAAAUAAGUGCAGUACAGUCGUUCUUCCUUCCUGUUGUGUCAGGCUGUCAUGCUAAUUUCUCUGAAAAAGCCUCCUCUGUGUGUUGACAUUCUGAGUUCAUGCCCCACACAGCAACAGCUGAGUCUUCACAGCUAUAUACUGUACUAUCUCUUUGCUUACAAUGUGCCUUCAGUGUCCUGGGACAAAUGCUGCUUGUUUGACUCAUGUACUGUGGAAGAAAUAGGUUAGUCCUCUUGAUUGGUAGUAAAAAUUCAUUUCAGGUUAUAGCUAGUAAAGGUUUGUGUUUGGAGGUUUGUGUGGGUCUACCUAUUUUGCAUAUUUUUUUAAUUGAAUAGCCAGUUUUUCACACAUCUCCCUAAGUGAGUUUCCCAGAUGUGUCUACAAAGACUUUUUGUGUUGAUGUAUUAGGGAAAAGGAGUUAAAAUACUCUGUCAUGCCUUAUUAACACACUGCCUUAAGUAAUUUGUGUGUCUAUGUGUGACAGCAAAAGAGCAAGCGCUUACACAAAACCAAACUGUCCUGCAGCUGAGAAAGGUCCUGUAAUAUUAGCUGACACUCCCCCCCCCCCCCCCUUUCUGUUUCUGUCUUACACAUACACACAUAUUCACACACACACACCCUAAAUAGGGAGGAAGGGGGAAAGGGAGAGCGUAUCCCCUAACAUUUGCCCUAAUGGGAGGCUUCCUGACGGGUAACCAGAGCAGCUUUUAGCCGUGAAGUGACAGCACUCGGGUUACCAACGGCCGGGGAAAACACCCAGAAUGUGUUCCAGUACUGGCUCAUCAUGAGAACUAUAGAAGUACUUUUGCAUCUGCAUUUAACCUUUGCUCUGUUUGUUAAAAAAUCCACCAAUCCACAGAAAAAAACAAGUUAUUUUUAUCUUCUUAUUUUUCCCAGCACCUUGAGUUUGUGGUUUCGCUUUGUGCACAAAAGAUUCUCUAUUUGUUGUGAGAAACUUUAUUCCGCCUCCAGAUCUGCAAGUUGGCUCCAUUUGCGGAGAUAAAGCUGCAGUACAACCCAGAUACUUAUCAGACAGCAGUGUAACAUAUUGAAUUUUGAGUUCCCAUUCAGUUAGAUAAGUGAUUUAGACAUUACAUACACAGACUGUAACUAAACCAGUAGCCUGCAGAUAUGCAACUACACAGUAGCUCUGAAUAUUAUUCUCAAGUUCUUGUGCAAUACCCUAUCCAGGCACAAAAAGUGAAUUCCUGGUAUAAAUGUGUGGAUGCGCCUCUUUUUCACAGUGGAAGAGUUGUAUAAAGUUUCUGUGUUUAUUUAUUUCCCAACCUUGACACCCUUCUUGGCUUCAAGUUUCAUUUGGCUGUGUUCGAGGCUCGAUUUCAAGCUGAGUUAUCGCUAUCAUUUCAUCAACGCUGCAGGCCCAAACCAUUUCACCCUUAUUAGAGACCAUUUAAGAAAUUUGGCAUUUUUAAAACGAGAAGGGCCAGCAAAGGCUCCAAAGUCUAACACAUUAUAGUAUUUAAAGUCUGCCAUCACCCUGUCCAAGCUCUUUGGAAUGCAUUUUUCUUUCCUUUUUGCCUGAAGGUAACUAAGUGAAAUUCACUCUCUGCUUCUGUGUAUUUUUCUAUCAUGAGCCUGGCACAAUUUUACACUCGAGCUUGGACUGAUUCUACCCCAAAAGCAUGAAAUCACUUAAAAUUGAAACCUUUCAUAACCCCUGAAAUCUUCCACACUUACAUCACCACCACCUCGAGCAGUUGACUGUGACACCAGACAGCUCACUAUAUCUUUAAAACCACUACUUUGAUAUCUAUUUCCAAACUAAUGCCAUGGGACAGAGAAAACUGAGCCUCGGAUAAGGUGGGAUUAUGGGGAAUUAGAUUGCACAUGCCCUAUGUGUUGUUAUAUUCACUGAUUGUUUUUUAAAGAUACAGUGUUGUAUGUGUAACCUUGGAGCAGGAUGGUGUUUUGACUCCAGUUUUUUUAUUAGAGGUGAUAAUAGAGACCCUCAAUAGAAGAGGUGAUGCAAUGCAUUGAAAGUAAAGGCCAUAAAAAGCAGUAGGAGACGGAUUGGUGCGUGCAAUUAGAUGGAGGUCAAAGUGGUAGCCAUCUACCGGCUGUAACCCUGUAGUAAUAUAUACAGGAAUAAAAACAGCCAACAGUGUAUCACAAUACUGAAUCCACUCUGUACCACUGACAUUGUGUCAUGCCGCCUCUAUGGCUAGCUUUAUAUUGAUAGGAGUAAAGCCCUUGAAUCAGAACACUGAUAUAUGGCAUAAUAUUGGAAAUCUGUUGUAGCAUGUUCACUAUCUGAGCUUAAAUUGUUGUGGGCGUUCAGUCAUUUGCCCUCUUCUUACAUCACUCAUCAAAGUGUUGUCCGUUUAAAAAAAAGAGGAAAAUGUUUCAUCUUGAAUAACCCUGUGUGUAUUUUUUCCCCAGUUCUUCCUGUGUUCAGUCUACGUUCCAAUGUGCACGGACAAAGUGCCCAUCCCCAUUGGUCCAUGUGGAAGCAUGUGUCUGUCCGUCAAGAGAAAGUGCCUCCCAGUGCUACAUGAGUUUGGUUUCAUUUGGCCUGAGGUGAGAAAUACAACUUGAUGCAGUGAUUGAAUAAGAAUAAGGAGUUUACUAAAUGUUUUGUUUAUGAAAGCUAUCAUCUCAUCGUGCCCCUUUCUCCAGGUUCUCAACUGCAGCCUCUUCCCUCCUCAAAACGACCACAACCACAUGUGUAUGGAGGGCCCGGGGGACGAGGACCCGCCCUACCAGCCUGUCCGUCACCCUCCCCACCAGGAGGAAUGUCAGGCUCUGGGAUCUGCACCCGACCAGUACACCUGGUUAAAACAGACAGAGACCUGCACCCUGCAGUGUGGCUAUGACAGUGGGCUCUAUAGACGGGGGGCCAAAGUCUUCACCGAUGCGUGGAUGGCAGUGUGGGCAGUGCUGUGCUUCCUGUCCACUACUCUGACUGUUCUGACCUUUCUGCUGGAUUCACAGCGCUUCUCUUACCCCGAGAGGCCAAUCAUCUUUCUGUCCAUGUGCUGCAAUUUGUACAGUGUUGCCUACCUGGUGAGUGGAGGUUUUAGUAAUAUGAUGUUCAUUUAUAAGAGGAGAAGACAAAAAAAAAGAUAUUUGCUAUAAACUAGUUUUCUGUUCUUAUCUGGAAACGUAUAAUUCAAAUAUCUACAUGUAAAUGGAAAAUCAGACAUUGACCUAACGUUACCUUGUUCUUUCCCUUCUCUUUCGGUGCUCUCGACAACAGGUACGGUUGACUCUAGGAAGGGAGCGUGUUUCCUGUGACCUGGAUGCAACAGCCGUACCAAUUCUUGUCCAAGAAGGCCUGAAGAGCACCGGCUGUGCCAUCGUCUUCCUUCUUCUCUAUUUCUUUGGCAUGGCUUCCUCACUCUGGUGAGUACAAACACUCGUACCCCCUGCGCACUUUAUCCUCUCGCUCCUUCAUCUCUUUGUCCCCUUUGUCAUCCAGUGUUGUGAAUGGAUGUUUGGGGGGGAACAAUUGGAACACGAGACUUGCAUCCUGUUUUCUUUAAAGCCCAACUAUCCUGUCUCAUAACCUCUGUGCUACAUGGAUACAUUUCCACAUACAAAGGCAGCCUUUCAUUGAAUGGGUGCUGACUAAAGUUGCAGAGGAAACACACUUCUGCCACAUUUCUUCUUCCUUUCACUUUGCCCUGGUUUUCCUGUUUGACUUUAUGCUUCCCUUUUGGCAAAGCAAAACACUGAAAACCCAAAGACCUCAUCCAACCCUUAGAUUGUGAUGAUAACAGUCCAUUAUGUCACUUAACACACUCUGAUAUCAGGGGAAAUUAUAUAUGAAGACCAUGCUGGAUACUUUAUAGAAAAGUUUUACACAGGGUAGUUCCAGCAUCAACAGGAACAGUGUGUUUUAGUUCCUCAUUCUUCUCCCUCUCCUGUCCUCAGGUGGGUGAUCCUGACUCUCACCUGGUUCUUGGCUGCUGGACUGAAGUGGGGCCAUGAAGCUAUUGAGAUGCACAGCUCCUACUUCCAUAUAGCAGCCUGGGCCAUCCCGGCAGUAAAAACAAUUGUCAUCCUAAUAAUGAGGCUGGUGGAUGCAGAUGAUCUCACAGGACUCUGCUAUGUUGGCAACCAGCAGCAGGAGGCGCUUACAGGAUUUGUGGUGGCACCUUUGGCCACAUACCUGCUCAUAGGUAAUCACAUGAGUUCUCUUCUACCUGUACUUUCAUCCUUUUUGAAAGUGAAGUCUUUAAAAUGUUCAGACCAUUCGUUUCUUUGUAUUUCUGUCAAUGCUCGUAUUUGCUUGACCCCACAAAUACUAAUCUGGUUUUCUUUCUGCACCACAGGGACUCUCUUCAUCUGUGCUGGCCUUGUGGCUCUCUUCAAGAUCCGCUCCAAUCUGCAAAAGGAUGGUGCCAAAACAGACAAGCUGGAGCGUCUAAUGGUGAAGAUAGGAGUCUUCUCUGUUCUCUACACUGUCCCUGCAUCCACUGUGAUUGGCUGUUACCUCUACCAGCUCUCUAACUGGGGCGAGUUUCGAGCCAGCACUAGGGACUCAUAUGUGGCAUCGGAGAUGCUUAGAAUCUUUAUGUCACUGCUCGUGGGCAUCACAUCAGGCAUGUGGAUUUGGUCAGCAAAAACCCUCCACACCUGGCAGCGCUGCUCUGCCCGCUUGCUAAGGGACAGCAGAGCAGGCAGAGGGGGGAAAAGGGCACCCGGGGAGGGAUGGAUCAAACCAGGGAAAGGAAAUGAGACAGUCGUAUAAGGUCUGUGGCAGAGAGAUCAGACAGAAAUGGACUUAUACCCUGCGUCUCUCGCUCACAGACACUGAACCUGCCGCACAAAGGAAAACAAGAGCUGAAAAUGUGAAGAAUGAAUGCAGCAGUUUCCAAAGAAUCCACUGGAUAUAAUGGCAUCAAAAAAAAGCUUGCUGCCUGACCCUCUCCGGGUGACUCUGUGCCUCUAACAGGUGUUUAAGAGGUGAAAACUGGAGGAUUGGGUCAUACAUGAGUAGCCACGUUGGCCUCUCUACCUCUGUUGGACUUUUGCCCAGAGAAACAGAGAAAGCAAAAAUGAAGGAGAAGGAGAGAUGAGAAAGGCAGAGCAGAAGCAUCAAUUAUGCAGAACAGACACACCAGUAAACUGUGUAGCACCACAUCUACCUCUCUGCCUCUCUUUGCUCCUCAGCAGAACUAACCGAGCCUGCUGGAUAGAGUAACCCGAUACCCCACUGUGUCCUCCGUGGGUCUUGAGAAGGUUUAAAAUUUUACACUGGAGGGUCCUGGGGCAGACAUAACACAGACGAGGGUUUCCUUGAAGCUUCAGACAUUUUUUAGUGUAAGUGCAUUUUUAAUUAUGUCCACACGGCGAAUUGAAAUGACAAAGUAGGCAACCAGACCAAAAGAAAUCUAAAUCUACAGAGCACAUCAAAUACUGCCUUAAAUCUAUAACGUGGAUACUCAAAGUACAGUUUGAUUAACGAUAACCUUUUGUACAAUAUAAACCAGCAGGUGAUGCAAAUGCAUAAAUGUAUUGGUAAUGCAGCUCAAAGCUGUAAUAAUGCACUAUAAUCACACGUUAUGGUGCCUGUCACAAGUGCAUUAACAGGGAGAGCAGUGAUGAAACUAACAACCAGUACAGCACAUAAAUACGCAGUCUUAAACACAACGAGUUUGGUCAGAUUUUUCAUAGCUGCAGCAAAAAGUAGUGUCUUCAGUUUUUUGCUCAAAUGGGUAUAAAUUAAUUCAGAACUUUUAUUUUGAAAGGCAGACACAUAGGUUAGAUCUUCAAACCAAAGUCUGUGAUAGCUUUGAACUUCUACCACGAUGAUUCACGGGUGCCUCCUAGCUGUGCCUUUGAAUGUCAGAGAGGUGAGGCCUGUGGGAAAUGAAGGUCUUUGCUUUUUACCUCAGCAGGAUUUGGGAAGCUCAGCUAAUUUUCAUCGAUGUGUGCAGCCUCUUUGAAAACCGUACUGUACAGUAUAUACUCCUCAGUUGCCAUGAAACCCGGGAAAUUGAAUUAUUCCCUCUGCCUUCUAUUCCAAACGUGGGGCGUAAAACAGAUUGAAGAAUUAUAGGUUGCCAGACAAUCACUUGCCAAAAGACACAUCAUGCAAUAAGGAAGAGCUGUCACAGAGACAUGCACAUAGAUGAAGGUAUACCGAAUAGGAAGUCACUGAUUUCACCCACAACAGCAGAACAUUUUUGAAGGUUUGUGUGCAGUUUUAAGUUUAUAUUUGAUCGGCAUAAAAUUGGCACUGCAGAUAUUUAUCUGUCUGCCUGACGCUCUCCUUGGCUUGCCUAUAUUCUCAUCUGCUGCAUUAUGGCUCAUUUCCCAGACAAUCAUGUCCUCCCAAGAACUAUUGUUCCUAAUUCUUUAUAUGUCAGAUGGCGGAGUUUGUCUUUAUUGUGAAUGUUGUUAAAUUAUGCCUUUCCCAUUAUUUCAAUCAUGCUAUUUCUCUCUGCAGUUGAACAUACUACAUUUGCAAACCCAUUGCUAACAGUUGGUAAAUUCUUGAUCCUGGCUCAUCGACUCUUACUGGUGCAUCCACCAAACCCUAAAUCUAAUCCAUCAUUCAUUUGCCUGACAAUCUGCCAAGGGGAGGUCUUGUCUUUCAGAGAGUCUAUUAAUUUACAAUAUAUGAGUUAUGAAUCGAGCUACGGUUUGUGUAUUUUAGUCAGGCUAGGAGAAAUGUGGGGUCCGGGCAGUUCAAGUUUGGAAUUUGGAGUUGUGCCCUCAAACCAGAUAGUGCCUCCCACAGUCUUUUUCAAGUAUUUUUAGCCCUAAUGUUUAGAAUAAGACAGAAAAACACAGCAGUCGCCCUAUAGCAGUCAAGAAACUUUCAGUGGUUGUGGUGAAACCAAAAACCACAAAAGCCCAGUUUUCUCAAAGCAGCAUGCCACAGCAAACUUAUUACAUUUCUAAAGUCAAACAAACAUCACACUGACUCAAAGUGAAUUAAGUUAACCCCUGACCACCUCCCCUCUGAGCUAAUGCAGUUUCCCCGCCCAAACUUUUUAAGUAUGUUGGCUUUCUGCUCUUGUGUGACCGUGCUGAGCUUCAGGUGACAUUUCCAAACAAUCACUGCAUAGUUGUGGCUUUAAACAUGGUCAGUGUGUGCCACAGCUUAAUGGAGAUUGAGAACCACUGGUUUUACAGAUGAUGGAAAUGCCUUGGGUAAGCCCAAAUGUGAAUCUGUGGUAGGGUUGUUGAUUGUAGCCUCCAAGGUGUAAUCUGUUGCUCUGUGCAGGAAAACAUGUCAUUGUGUUGAUGAUGUCAUUAGUGUAUUAUAAAGAAGUUGCUAAUUUAUCCUUGUAAAAAUUUGACAAAACUCUUAAACUUGUUAUUUAAAACACUUUUGUAUCAGAAGAUGAUGAAUAAAAUCUUUUUUUGGUUUCCAUAA